AUGCCACCGAAGGUUGGAUUAUUCGGUCUCGGGAUGCGUAAGGAGGCUGGUCAUGCAGACUUUUUUCCAAAUGGAGGCGUCCGACAGGCUGGCUGUAAACAACACCUUGCGAAGCUGGGUACGUUUCUGCACAUUGCAAAAGAAAUAGAAUAUUCCUCAAGAGAUCCACUCCUUAGGAGGUUUCAGGAGGUGUCAAUUUUAGAUUCCAUUUUCUUAGGGGGCAAAUUUUGUGAUCUUCUUCCUUAUUUUUUUAAAAUUUUUUUUAAAGAAACCUGCCACUUGACUUCAGUGAGUUGUUCAGCUCGGGUUAAUUCCUAAAAGCGCAUAAUGUGACAGUUAAAGGAAAAAAAGCAGUUGUUGUGGUCACCUGAGCAUUCCUAUUUUCGCUAGUUUGGAAUUCAUGUGCUGACCAGAAUCAAAAUGGCGAAUAUAAUAACAUACACAGGCCAAAAUCCUCUUUUUCGUAUCUCUUGCCAUCCUUUCUUUCCGUUUUGACACAGGGUCUGUUUUGGUUUGUUUUAGAUCUGUAUUACUUUCUUUAUUCCAAGUUACUGUUUGAAACGAGUGGUAAAGUACCUUUCAAUAACCUUUUCAAAAAUCAACCUGAUCAAGAAAACAACAAAAAAAAAUGCAAAGGAAGAAACUUUAGAAACAGGCGAUGAGAAAUAAAAGGAAAUACAGAUAAGCGGUACAAGGACUGACAAAAAUUUAAAACACUCAACUAAAAUGAUUUUUCUUUCUUUAGAUAUCUUCCAGACAGUGAUCUGUGACCAUAUGAGGGCUCCAGAAUACUACAUUGCUUCAGUUCAAAACAAUUGCUCCUGGAAAGCGUUUCCAUGCCACAGUCUCUCAGACUGUGAGGCAGGAAAGAGCACUCCAUGCUAUGGUAAAUGCCCCUCCAUGGGAUAUGAUGCCGACAAAACAGCACUAACUGGCAAUUUUUACCUAAAGACAAAUAGCAACCCCCCAUUUUGCGGUAUGUUGGUGUUUAUUUUGUUCUUCCAGAUGGUUUUGCAGCACCGUUGA
Messenger RNA from Pocillopora meandrina, 1026 nucleotides. NCBI's taxonomy places the organism in Eukaryota, Metazoa, Cnidaria, Anthozoa, Scleractinia, Pocilloporidae. The record is from the annotation of a GenBank genome assembly.